Aedes albopictus (Asian tiger mosquito) is the source of this 7491-nucleotide messenger RNA. RefSeq names its product transient receptor potential-gamma protein (gene Trpgamma). Gene Ontology annotation, biological process: regulation of cytosolic calcium ion concentration; calcium ion transmembrane transport. NCBI's taxonomy places the organism in Eukaryota, Metazoa, Arthropoda, Insecta, Diptera, Culicidae. Bases 1703 to 5551 code for a protein of 1282 amino acids. The record is from RefSeq and is a predicted model, not a curated record. Gene Ontology annotation, molecular function: inositol 1,4,5 trisphosphate binding; store-operated calcium channel activity; protein binding. The transcript is spliced from 21 exons. Gene Ontology annotation, cellular component: cation channel complex; plasma membrane.
GUGUGCAAGGGGGUGGGACCAGUGGAAGUUUCUUACCUCUUCUAGUGUGGAUUAAUUGGCUGGACCAACUAGGGGAGGGGGUCCAAGUACGGUUGUGGAGUAUUGCCAGAGGCGUUCUACGAUUGCCAACGUAGCGAAGGUCAGUGAUCUGCACGGGAAGAAACCAGAGCUUUGAUGUGUGUCGGGUUGGGUGAAACUCGUUGCAAGUGGAGCCGCUUGGUCGUUUGUUAAGUGAUGGAAGAAGUGAAACUGAAGAAACAAUAAAAACGACCAUCAGAAGAUAAAUCAUCCACUUUGGGGUCGAGCACAGGCAGUAGUGACGGCGAUCGGGAAUCGUUUGUGGAAUACGAGAAUAUGCGCACGGAGCGUUCAAAGUGAAAUUCGGUUAAUGGCAAAACGUGAGAUUUGAAGAAAAAUGUUCGGUACGUGGUGAACAGCAGGAAGUUGCGUGAAAAUAGCUCACUUGUGAAAGUAUACAUCCUCUUUGGCGAAAAAAAAGCAGUCUGAGGAAUACCAGAGGAAAAGUUCGUGAUGAGUAAAUCGUUUGAGAUAAAAAAAAGUGAAAUAGUACACUUUCGGCACAGUUUUCUGCUCCCAAACAAUUGGAGCAGACAACGAGAAUAGAAGAGGAUAAGAAAAGGAGGAUGCAACGGAAAAGCUCUGCUGGCGUUCUGUGUUUUUUUUUUCGGAUGAAGUGAAUAUGAAUGGAAAAUAGUUGGUAUUAAACGACCCAAGCCAAGCGAGGCAACCAGCUAUAGCUAGUGUGUGGCAUUGAGAAGAACAAACGAGCGAGAUCUAUUGGCGCCAUCGUCGAGAUAAACAUUGGAGUAGUAAGGAUUUCCACUAGGGAUUUUCUGGAGAAUUCAUAUUUCGUCUGACAGUCGGACACAGUGGAACAACAGCAGAAGUUCGCACAGCUUACAGAGAGUAGCACCACCACCGCAGCAGCGCAGUAGAGGGAGUUCCCCUCUCUGUAGUAGGCUAGGAUAAAACAGCGGAAAGUGACACGUGCUUGACGAGGCCCGAGCAAAACCUAAACGAACGGGAGUCCACUGGAGGCCCUACGGCGUCAGUCUCGGUCCAUAGCGGCUCGCCGUGGACGGAAAGUCAAGUUCUCCGAAUGGGAAGAUCACCAUGAUAAUGACGCGCCGGAUGAAGACAAGUUUGUUUGAAAAGCACUAAAGACACUUACAAGUUGACACACUCACACACACAGAGUAACACAAGACACACUUUUCCCAUCUCCCGUCUGAAAUAACACUGCUCCGAAACAAGAAACAAAAGACUAUUCUCCUGCGUGUAAAUAUACAACCAGAACCAGAAUUGCUAAGUGCUAACCCUUCCGUGCGAUCUAACUUGAACACACCAGCAAAAACAAAAGCAGAAAGUUUAGUGUUGAGGGAAACAAAAACACCAACAGGAUCCCUCGCUUUGCUACUCUCUGGUCGAAAUUACUCCUUCUUACCACUCCCCACUACCACCCCCGCACAAAAGAGCCAAGUAACCACACCAGACCCCCUCCAUCCUGUGUCACAGAGUCACUGGGUUAUGCCAGGAGGAAAGUGUUCUUGGCACACCAGCAGAGCAUCCCACCACAGAAGCAAGUUGAUGAGGCCCCUCUCGAUGUUGAAUGCAAGCGAACGAAUGUUGAACUCAAACUAUAAAUGAAAGUGGUGAAGAAAAUGUGGGGCAAAACAACCCGAUGGAAAGCACAAUACUAAAAAGUAAACUGUUUGUGAAGAAUGAGAAGUCGGCAGCACGGCGAACGUCCACACCGGAGGGGAUGACCCUGCGGGCGCGGGGCGGCGAUGAUGGUUCGGAAUCGGCGACGGCGACGACCGGUGGAGGAGGACCCGGCGGCGGAGGCAGUGACAAGAAGGACACCAAGAUAGACAUCCCACUGCCGCAGUAUAUGCACCCGGCGGCGGAGAAAUUUGCCGAUAAACGAGUUAAGAGACACAGCAUCCACGGCAUGAUGGAGGAGGAGAACGUGGUCCGACCGCACCAGGAGAUUGCGGCUCUAUCCCUGGACGAGAAGAAAUAUCUCCUGGCGGUCGAACGAGGCGAUGUCGCCAGCACCAGAAGGAUACUGGAGAAGGCCGAAGCUGAGGGGCACAUCAACAUCAACUGUGUCGACCCGCUGGGCAGAUCCGCCCUGCUGAUGGCCAUCGACAACGAGAAUCUCGAGAUGGUGGAGCUGCUCAUCAAUCACAAGAUGGACACCAAGGACGCCCUGCUGCACGCCAUCUCGGAGGAGUUCGUCGAGGCGGUCGAGGUGCUGCUGGACCACGAGGAUAGCUGCCACAAGAACGGCGAUCCGCAUAGCUGGGAAGCGCUUCCACCGGAUACGGCAACCUUCACACCGGAUAUUACACCCCUGAUUCUGGCGGCCCAUCGGGACAACUACGAGAUCAUCAAAAUUUUACUGGACCGAGGAGCCACACUGCCGAUGCCACAUGAUGUGAGAUGUGGCUGUGACGACUGCGUGACUUCCCGCCAGGAAGACUCCCUGCGGCACUCCCGAUCGCGAAUCAAUGCAUAUCGUGCCCUGGCCAGUCCUUCUCUAGUGGCCUUAUCCUCGAAGGAUCCCAUCCUUACGGCGUUCGAGCUGAGCUGGGAGCUGCGGCGGUUGAGUUUCCUCGAGCAUGAAUUUAAGAACGAAUAUCAGGAGCUGCGGAGGCAAUGCCAGGAUUUUGCCACCGCACUGCUGGAUCACACAAGGUCUUCCCACGAGCUGGAAGUGCUGCUGAACCAUGACCCCACGGGGCCGGCGUUCGAGCACGGCGACCGGAUGCAUCUGAAUCGACUGAAGCUGGCGGUGAAACUGAGACAGAAAAAGUUUGUAUCCCAUCCGAACGUUCAGCAGCUGCUGGCCAGCAUCUGGUACGAAGGUCUUCCGGGCUUCCGGCGGAAAAAUAUGGCUCUUCAGGCACUGGAAAUAGUGCGAAUAGGUAUGCUCUUUCCGCUGUUUUCCAUCUCAUACAUCAUAGCGCCGCACUCCACCUUCGGGCAGACAAUGAGGAAACCCUUUAUCAAGUUUAUUUGCCACAGCGCGUCGUAUUUUACCUUUCUGUUUCUACUGAUGUUGGCUUCGCAGCGCAUCGAAACGGUGAUCGGAGGCGUAUGGGGAGCCGAGAUGAGUAGCCAUGACGAAGUGCCUACAAAGAGGGGAGCCAGUCCCACGUUGGUCGAGUGGCUGAUUCUGGCCUGGGUUAGCGGCCUGAUAUGGAGCGAAGUGAAGCAGCUGUGGGACGUCGGGCUGCAGGAGUACGUGAACGAUAUGUGGAAUGUGAUAGAUUUCGUGACCAACUCGUUGUACGUCGCGACGGUGGCACUGCGGGUGGUGUCAUACUUUGAGGUCCAAAAGGAGAUGGCCAUCAAUCGGUUUGCGGCGGAUCUGCCCCGAGAAAAGUGGGACACCUGGGAUCCGAUGCUGAUUUCGGAGGGAUUGUUCAGCGCAGCCAAUAUCUUCAGCUCGCUCAAGCUGGUGUACAUAUUUUCGGUGAAUCCUCAUCUGGGACCGCUACAGGUGUCGCUCUCGCGGAUGGUGAUGGACAUCAUGAAGUUUUUCUUCCUGUACGUGCUGGUGCUGUUUGCCUUCAGUAGCGGUCUCAAUCAGUUGUUGUGGUACUACGCCGAUUUAGAGAAGAAGCGAUGUCCAGAUGCGUCGGCGUUCUCCAACAUGACGUCAACCGAUCCAAAUGCAUGCGUCGUGUGGAGGCGAUUUGCGAACCUGUUCGAAACCAUUCAAACCCUAUUCUGGGCGGUAUUCGGUUUGGUGGAUCUGGAGAACUUUGAACUGGACGGGAUCAAAAUCUUCACCCGCUUCUGGGGCAUGCUGAUGUUCGGGACGUACUCGGUGAUCAACAUCGUGGUGCUGCUGAAUCUUCUGAUUGCCAUGAUGAAUCAUUCAUAUCAGCUUAUAUCGGAACGAGCCGACGUGGAGUGGAAGUUUGCCCGGUCCAAGCUGUGGAUCAGCUACUUCGAGGAGGGAGGAACCUGCCCGCCACCGUUCAACAUCAUUCCAACACCGAAGUCCAUCUUCUACGUCUUCCAGUGGGUCAAGCGGAAAUUCUGCGGUCAUUCCAAGGCCGUCAAGAAGGAGCACAUGAAGACGAUUCGACGGAAGGUAAAGCAAGCCAGCGAGCGGGACUUUCGGUAUCAGAGCAUAAUGAGGAAUCUGGUGCGGCGGUAUGUGACCGUCGAACAGCGAAAGGCCGAGUCCCAGGGCGUCACCGAAGAUGACGUCAACGAAAUCAAGCAGGACAUCUCGGCCUUUCGUUGCGAACUGGUGGAGAUUCUGAAGAACAGCGGAAUGAACACGACCAGUGCGACGGGAUCCGGCAGUGGGGUCGGCGGCAAGAAGAACCGCCAGAAGGAACGCCGACUCAUGAAGGGGUUCAACAUUGCUCCUCCACCGGCGCCGGAGGGCGGACAACACUUGACCCCAGUCUCCGAGUUCAUAUCACAGCUUCCGGAACACGGUUCGCACGAGCUGUUCGCCGGAGUGUUCGGGCCCGGCCUUACUCCCAAGAAAGCUCUGCACCAAGUCAACCCGAUGCAUCAGUUCUCGUCGCAAUCGCAGAGUUCCUUCGGCGAGAACAACAAUGCAAUGCACAAACUAUCCAAACUUGCACCGAAGUUCCACUCCAAGAGGCCCAACUCGCAGAAGAAACGAUGGGGAACUCUCAUCGAAGCGGCAAAGCACGGAAGCGUCUCCAAGUUCAUCGGAAGAUCCCGUUCGGAAGACUCGGUCUGCAAUCACGGUCCACGGGGGGAAUCCGCCAGCCACAGUAACAGUCCCGCUUCGGACGAAGCCAUCACGGAGUCUCCCUCGGACUCCAACCCAAGUCUGGACCGGCCAGAGGUGGAAGCGUCUCCGGAUCCGACCAAACAUCAUCACCACCACCACAACCAGCAGCAUCACCAGCGUGAGGGUAGCGAUAAGUCGCACGGAGGAAAAACGAAAGAUUCCUCGCAUCAUCACUAUCACCUGCACUUCGGUGCCCUAGCGGCACUCAAGCGGAAGCGGAAAAAGUUUUCGAAUAGCAGAAAUAGCAGCCCGGUGCUGGAGCCUCCCUGUGAGGUGGCUCCUCCCGUAGCUCCGCUGAAUAAUUCUAGCAGUAAGGUCCUGAAACGUGCUUCUAGUGUGCCGUCGUCCCGCAGCGGUUGCGACGAGGGUGUGGUCGGCAGCGCCGGUGGUGCCAUCGUAGAGGGUGCUACGGAGGACAUCGGCGUCCCGCUGAAAACGCCUCGCCACGAGCAAACGCAGAGCCAGCACAACUCGAUGGAAAACCAGCUGGAUCCUCCGUUGACUCCUUCCACGACGGAGGAAAGCGUGGACAACGCCUCGCACGUACGGAUGAACUCGACGGAACCUCUGCUGAGGAUACAGGGCCGGGCGGUGACCAUCGAUGAGCUGACGAAUCCCGGCGGACGAUCCGGCGGUCCGAGUGGGUCGUCCGGUCAAACACGGCCGCAGCCUUCUUCCUACAGGAUCCCAGGGGUCACUCCGGUGCGGGGACACUUCCAAUCCCAGGGAUGGUUAUAGGGCCUAGUCAAUGGUGGUGCUUGUUUUAUGUACAUAGUAUGGUAGUCAGUCAGUCGGUUAAGAAAAAAGGUAUUUAUAAUUGCCAGCGAGAGUAUUAUCUAGUCAUGUAGGGAAUGGGGGGGCUCGUAGGGAGAAGCGGGAACACACUUGAACUGCCAUCUCGAAAACAGGACAAAUUCUUACCCAAUCGGAUGUAAACUUAUCGAAAGCAAAAUUCUAAACCAAUCGGAAUCGGCGGGGUUCAGUUUUUGGCGAUUAUCCAAUAGGUAGCUGUCUAAACGUUUUUGGGUUACCAAUAGUGAGGAAGGCCGGAAGACCUAAACGCUUAGCGAAGGGAUAUUUUGUUGUUAGACUAGUGGAAUCUUUGUGCAAAUUCAGGUAUCAGGUAUCAGCAGGUCGGCUCCAGAGGCACGUUCUCCUCCAUUUGGGAAAUUUGUGCCAUAUUUAUUUCAUUAGGAAUUCUUCAUGCAGUUACUAGAUAAUUUCCUUGUGAAAUUAUUCUCUCUUAUUCUUAGAGGAAUUUUCAGUUGAACUCCUUGGAAUACUUAUAAAAAUAAUUUGUCGAUUUCCUAUAGAAUUAGGUCAUGAAUUUCCUGAUCAAAUUCUUAGAAAAAUUUCCUGGUACUUGUUUCUGAUGCGAGUUUUUGUGGACUCAUUUGAAAAACUCCCAGUAAGGUUUCUACUAAAAAUGUUUUAUUUAUAAUCGGAGUCACCAGAGUUUAACCCGCAUAAUUAUAAAAAAUAGCCUGAACCAACAGACUUCUGUUUUGAUGUAAUUACUAUCUUCUCGACGAUGAUCAGAAACUCUUAACAAAACAAAAAUGGGAAUUGGGCGCAAAACACUUAAUUGCGUGGGUGAAGGGCUUCCGAGCUGACAUCUUCCUGCCGGAAGAUUCCUUUCACCCGCCAAUGUUGAAGUAGGAAUACCAUAACCUCAUAUACUUACCAACAGUUUGCACCGUAAGCUAGCGAUCCGACUAUGAGUGGGAUCUGAAUAGGAAAAAAAUAUAUUUAGCUAAUUGAAUCACUUAAUAAACACUAGUCAACAUAGUAAUAGAAAGAAGAGAUUUUAACUAACAAUAGCACAAGCAAGGGACCAUGUCUCUUAACAUUCGAAAAUUAGCGAUGAUCGAAGUAGCCGUUGGAUGAAUUUCGCGCCCAAUCGCCUACUGAGGUUGGCAAAACCAAGCCUACAAUUUCAAGGUUUGGCGCGAAUUUCGUCAUCAAUAAAAUAUCAAAUGUCAACCAUGAAAAAAAGUUGGAUUUUACCACAGGGUUUUUCAUGUAGCGAAAGUCAGGCGAACAACAAGAGGCAAAAGUUUCUCGAACGGAACUGCUCUUCAGUUGUGGACACAGAGAUAAGAGUCAACAAUAAUCCAUUUUUUAUAAAACUUGCAGCGUUGCACCAAAAGAAACAUAACUUUCUAGUUCAAACAAAUCUAAAGUCACCAAAUUACAGAAAAAAAUGCAAUCUUACUUGUACAGAGAUCACCCUUCUACCACCACACCCUCACAAACAAAAGUUUAUAAAAAGAAAAUUAGAGAGAUAGCAUUCACAUACACACACACGCAAACAACAAACACAAGGAAUUUUCCUUGACUAACGAUGCGAAGAAAUCAAUGGAGGCCUUAUUACUGAGAAGAUAUGUGUUAUUAUAAAAAUUACCUAGAACAACAAUAACAACUAGAACAUAGUUGUGCGACUAUUCACACCAACAAAACAGGAUUGAAUAAUAACUCGUACACCUAAACGGAUUCACAACUUUAUAAUCAAUACAGUUCGGAAAAGUAGAUCUCACGAAACGUCUCUAUGUGAUGAGUACGGACUCGGUCCAAAUUUCCUCAAAGGAAAUUUAGAACGAACUCAACUCUCGUUCCUCAUAAUCAAAUUGGUGGAUAUACGAUAGGUUAAAAAUAAAUAAUUUUGGAAAGUUUGCGGA